AUGGAAAAUAAUAAAAUUACGGGUGCAGAAUUAAUUGCUAAAGCACUUAAAAAGCAAGGUGUUGAUGUGGUUUUUGGUAUAGUUGGUAUACCUGUUAUAGAGGUCGCAGAGGCGAUAAUUUCUGAAGGAAUAAAAUUUGUUGGUUUUAGGAAUGAACAAUCUCUUAGUUAUGCUGCAAGUGCUUAUGGAUACCUAACAGGUCGUCCGGGUGUUUGUUUAGUGGUAUCAGGGCCAGGGGUUGUACACGCUUUAGCAGGAGUGUUUAAUGCGCAAGUAAAUUGUUGGCCACUUCUUUUAAUUGGAGGAUCAAUUGAUACAUAUCAAGAAGGAAUGGGCGCAUUCCAAGAAUUAGAUCAAGUAACUCUUUGUAGAGCAAAUUCCAAAUAUUCCACAAGACCACCAUCAAUUUCACAUAUUCCAAAUGUAUUAGAUAAAGCGAUUAGAAUAUCAAUAUAUGGUAGACCUGGACCAGUCUAUGUUGAUUUACCAGCAAAUUAUAUUCAAGGAUCAAUAAAUUUGGAUUCGAUAACGUUGCCGGAUCGAGCACCGGAUCCACCCAAAUCACUUGCUGACCCGAUUCAGAUCAAUAAUGCAAUAGAAUUAAUUGUAAAUUCUAAAAGACCUUUGGUCAUUAUCGGUAAAGGUGCAGCAUAUUCUCGUGCCGAAAAUGAGAUUAAAGAACUUAUUGAAAAAACAAAUAUCCCUUUCCUUCCUACUCCAAUGGGUAAAGGUGUUUUACCUGAUCAUCAUCAUUUAUGCGUGUCGGCUGCAAGAUCAAAAGCGUUGGCGAAUGCGGAUGUUAUAUUAUUAUUAGGCGCAAGGCUGAAUUGGAUCUUACAUUUUGGUUUAUCUCCAAAAUUUAAUAAAGAUGUAAAGAUUAUUCAAAUUGAUAUAUUGCCAGAAGAACAUUAUAAUAACUCUAGAAUUAUCAUUGCUUUACUAGGUCAUCUUCCUCUAGUUAUUUCGCAACUUAUUGAUUCAUUACCAAAAUCUUUUAAAUAUUCUUUGACAUCAGAUUAUUUCAUUUCACUUAAUCAAAAAAUUAAUGACAACAUUAAGAUUACUAAUGAAAAAUUUCAUGAUGAUCAUAUCCCUAUGAGUUAUUAUCGUGCUUUUUAUGAGAUCAAACAAAAGUUACCAAAAAAUGAUAUUGUACUUGUGAGCGAAGGUGCAAAUACUAUGGAUAUUGCUAGAUCCAUUUUUGAUAUACAAGAACCUAGGUGUCGAUUAGAUGCUGGCACCAUGGCAACCAUGGGAGUUGGUAUGGGUUAUGCCAUAGCAGAUUCGAAAACUUUUAACGAAACCCCUUUAAAUAAUUUACCUUCAACCGCUUUAUUACCAGAAGUUAGAUAUGAGUUAAUUGCUGAUGCUACAGGUGGUAAAGGUUAUUUUGUGAAAACUCCUCAAGAAUUAAGUAAUGCUCUUGAUGAAUCGCUGAAGGAUGAUGAUAGAUGUAUUGUUAUUAAUGUGAUGAUUCAACCAGCCGGAAAAAAGAAAUUGGAAUUUUCUUGGAUGGAAACGACAAAGCCAAAAUUGUAA
Funneliformis geosporum is the source of this 1539-nucleotide messenger RNA. NCBI's taxonomy places the organism in Eukaryota, Fungi, Glomeromycota, Glomeromycetes, Glomerales, Glomeraceae. The record is from the annotation of a GenBank genome assembly.